GUACGUGCAGUUGCCCAAUGAAACGGGUACUUAGUAUAUAAUAAGAGGGGGCCCUGAAGACGACACCAGUCCAUCGAAUUCUUUCGUCUAACCACUCGCGAGCAGUCACCAAAUCAAGCAAAAUGAUCGCCAAAUUUUUCACUGUCUUCGCCCUCACCAUCGCCGCUACCCACGCUGGAAUCACACCAUUUGCUGCCGCUCCUGCUGCUCUCGUGGCCCCAGCAGUAGCACCAGCAGCAUACGCAGUGGCUCCCUAUGCUAGCUCAUACUCCGCUCACGCUGUCAACCACGCAGUUGCAGCCCCUGUCGUCGCUCCAGCUCCCGUCGUUGCUGCUGCCCCUUACGUUGCCGCGCCAGCAGCACCGUACGUCGCCGCGCCAGCAGCACCUUACGUCGCCGCUCCAGCAGCACCUUACGUCACAGCUCCCGCCGCCUACAGCCCUUACUUCGCUAGAUACGCCUCCGCUCCCUACUUCCUAUAGACAAAAUUUGGUUUGAUCAUUGCCUAGUGACUUGCUCAAAAUG
This is a messenger RNA of Maniola jurtina (meadow brown), 525 nucleotides long. RefSeq names its product cuticle protein 16.5-like. NCBI's taxonomy places the organism in Eukaryota, Metazoa, Arthropoda, Insecta, Lepidoptera, Nymphalidae. Bases 123 to 482 code for a protein of 119 amino acids. The transcript is spliced from 2 exons. The record is from RefSeq and is a predicted model, not a curated record.